UAGUGUGAGAAGAAAUUAUUCCUAACCUGCGAACCUCUAGUGCAUGCCUGAGUGGGGCCUGAAGUGCUUGUAGUAUUUCUUAGUGAUGCACUCCUUGAAACAUGAGGUCUGGCCAUCUUCGGUAGCUAAACCUUGCUCGGAAUAUUUCACAUGUCAAUCAUUUGUACAGUUGUUGAAAAAGCCAAAGACUAUUCCUACCUUAUCAGAUUGUUUGAUAAGGUCUUCAUUGAGCUCGUCAAAUCCUUGGAUAAGUCUUGCUUCGAUUUCUUCGUGGACUGGAAUUCCUCCAAAAGACAUAAUUUUAUAAAUAAUUAUAAAAUCA
Molecule: messenger RNA, 322 nt
Organism: Moneuplotes crassus
Lineage: Eukaryota; Ciliophora; Spirotrichea; Euplotida; Euplotidae
Source: the annotation of a GenBank genome assembly